Emiliania huxleyi CCMP1516 is the source of this 363-nucleotide messenger RNA. RefSeq lists its product as hypothetical. The coding region runs from base 1 to 363 and encodes 120 amino acids. The record is from RefSeq and is a predicted model, not a curated record. The transcript has a single exon. NCBI's taxonomy places the organism in Eukaryota, Haptophyta, Isochrysidales, Noelaerhabdaceae.
AUGGCGCGCGCGCGCGCGCCCACGGUGGCCGCGCCGCCGCCGCCGGCGGCGGAGGCGACGGCGGCGGAGGCGGUGGAGGUGGAGGCGGAGGCGGCGGAGACGCCGGAGGUGACCAUGGCGGAGGCGGAGGUGGCGCCAGCGGAGGCGGCGGAGGCGGAGGCCGUUCCAGCGGAGGUGACCAUGGCGGAGGCGGCGCCGGCGGAGACCGCGCCCGUGCCCGCGCCCGAGGUGACCAUGGCGGAGGCGGCGCCGGCGGAGACCGCGCCCGCGCCCGCGCCCGCGCUCGCACCGGCCGCGCCCGCGCCUGCGCCCGCGCCUGCGCCGGCACGCAAGGCCCUGGCGGCCUUUGCGGACACGCUCUGA